AUUUAUAUGAAAUAGAAAAUAAUUGAUAGUUAAGUAACGUUUGAUGACGUUUGUCUACCUCCUAAAGGUUUUUUAUCUAUUUUGCCCAUUAUUUUUGUAUAAGCAAAGUAGCAAAUUUAUUAGUGUGCAAUUAAUGCCUCAGCUGCAUGGUUGUGUAAUUGAUUAAUUAAUGUAGAGCAUCUGGUAGUGCACUUAGAAAUACUAUUGACAAUAAGUUACACAUGGCAAAACCAAUGUGUUGAUUGUUAGUCGGUAGCAGAAGUACGUACCGGAUUUAUUCAGUACUGUGCAGUCCGUAUGUGUAAAUAGGCGCUACUUCCGCUCUGCAUCCGCACGUGAGCAGUCAUAGCGCACGUUACGGUAGGCGUGUUUAGAAUUUUGCUGAUCGUUUGCUACUAGCCAAGAGAAGUCGGCGUACGUAUUAGACUAGUUAGUAGGUGUGUCUCGCGCCGUUCUCACGAUAUCAGACGAUGGCGACGACGAUGGAGGUGGAGGUCUCUGUAGGAGCUAGCAGCCGAGUUGAAAUGUCUGUAAGCUGCACCGGUCUUGUCAACAUGGAUAUCUUGUCAAAGAGCGAUCCAAUGUGCGUCCUGUUCGUAAAGAAAAUGGGCAAAUGGGUCGAACAAGGACGAACAGAGACGAUACAAGACAACCUCAAUCCAAAGUUUGCAAGAAGUUUCAUCUUGGAAUACCAUUUUGAAGAGGAACAGCCUCUAAAGUUAGCCGUUUUCGACGUCGACAGUGCAUCUCAUGAUCUGAGGCAGCACGAUUUUAUUGGAGAAGCAGAGUUCACUCUGGCAGACGUCGUUGUGUCGGGCCAAGAACUUGUCAAGAAUUUGUAUAUAUCGGGAAAGGCUCAAGUGAGAGGAACAUUGCAUGUGUCUUGUGAAGAAAUGGCAGAAAGCAAAGCCAACAUACAGUUUCACAUGAGAGGAGAAAAUCUUGACAAGAAAGAUUUUUUUGGAAAAUCAGAUCCAUACGUUGAAAUUAGUCGAGGGAAAGAAGACGGCACAUUUACAGUUGUGUGGCGAACAGAAGUAAUAAAGAAUACGUUGAAUCCUACAUGGAGACAGUUUGAAAUCAGCUCUCAGAAGUUGUGCAAUGCAGACUAUGACAGACCAUUACGUUUCACGUGUUGGGACUGGGAUAGGAAUGCUUCUCCUGAUCUUAUUGGAUUUUCCGAGUCAACUAGCUUGCGUACACUACUGGAUGACAUAAAGUCUAGAAGAAACCCUCGACUGCAAUUGAUUGAACCAGACAAGAAGAAGAAGAAAGGUCAAAAGUACAAGAACUCAGGAAUAUUACACAUCAUGAAAUGCGAUGCUAUUCCUGUGUCAUCUUUUGUUGAUUAUUUGCGAGGAGGAUGCAAUGUGUCUCUGAUGGUCGCCAUUGAUUUCACAGCAUCAAACGGAGAUCCAAGACAACCCAAUUCUCUUCACUACUUCCAUCCUUAUCAGAUGAAUGAGUACAUGGAGGCUAUCCAAUCGGUUGGCAAUGUGCUGGCUCACUACGAUAGUGACCAAAUGUUCCCAGUUUGGGGAUUUGGUGCUAAACUUCCUCCAACAUAUGCAGUUUCGCACUGCUUCCCUCUGAAUGGCCGUGAAGGCAACCCCGAAGUGCAAGGAGUUCAGGGUAUAAUGGAUGUGUACAGACAAGGGUUGAGUAGUGUUGUUCUUCAUGGUCCGACCAUCUUUGCUCAGAUACUCAGAGCUGUUAUUGCAGAAAUAAGGAAGGCUCCGUGUUCACAAUUAGAUCAAAACUACUACAUACUGCUCAUAAUUACUGAUGGCGUGAUACACGACAUGCAGAAUACAAUUGACCUUAUCGUGGAGGCAUCGAACAUGCCCCUUUCAAUUGUCAUUGUCGGCGUGGGUGGUGCCGACUUUCACAACAUGGACGUGUUGGAUGCUGAUGACACGCCACUGAAAGCUCGUAACGGUCGACUCAUGUCUCGAGAUAUUGUGCAGUUUGUUCCUCUGCGACAGUUCAAAUCACAGAUGGGAGCUAAUUUUUCCUUGGCCCGAGAAGUACUUGCUGAAAUUCCUGGACAGUUGGCAUCGUUCAUGAAGAGUCAAAGAAUUGAACCUAACCCUCCGAGACUAGAACGGCAUUAUAGUGAGAGACGGAUGCAACCUUCAGGACCCAGUGCACCUACCCUGGGGCCUCAAGGACAGGCGCCUUAUCAACCUGCAGGAUUUCAACCUGUGCCUUACCCAAGUGGUCCGUAUGCACCCUAUCAAGGUUAUGGAUCUCAAGCGACUGGUGCAUCUGCUCCUUACCCUACUGGACAGCCUUUGUAUCCACCAAGUGGACAGCCGUUUUAUCCUCCAGUCGGACAGUCUUCUUAUCCACCAGGUGGACAACCUUCUUAUCCUCCAGGUGGCCAGUCUUCCUAUCCUCCAGGUGGACAACCAUCUUAUCCUCCAGCUGGACAUCCUCCUUAUCCUCCAGGUGGACAGUCUUCCUAUCCUCCAGGUGGUCAACUUCCUUAUCCGCCGAAAUCUGCCCCUUAUCAAAGUCAGACUUUUGGAGGUCCAUGACAUUAAAGUAGUUUACAUCGAGCAGAGUCUACUUUUGCAUGAUUUACGUGAUAUGAGGGAUAUCUCAAAUUUGCUAGGCACAAUAGAUUACUGAAACAACAAAAA
Molecule: messenger RNA, 2645 nt
Organism: Corticium candelabrum
Lineage: Eukaryota; Metazoa; Porifera; Homoscleromorpha; Homosclerophorida; Plakinidae
Product: copine-3-like
Exons: 13
Coding region: 471-2540 (689 amino acids)
Biological process (GO): cellular response to calcium ion
Cellular component (GO): plasma membrane
Molecular function (GO): calcium-dependent phospholipid binding
Source: RefSeq, a predicted model, not a curated record